CAUCAACCGCACCAUGGUCAACAUUUACCGCAAGCCAGUCAAGGACAACGCACCUGCGAUAAUGCGCCACAGACCUGAAGGGUCGCGUAUCGGUGUCACCACUGUGGGCAAGGCGCUCAGUAAGGCGCAACGUAAGAAGCAGCGGGAGCAGCGAGAGCAGGCCGCCCGAGAGUGCCGCAGCUGCCUGGCAGCAACCAAUGCCGGCGCAAAAGGGCACGUCACGCUCGCAAAAUCCGAAGACGGCUCAGUGACUGGCUCGAAGCUGCUGUGUCGGCACACGUGGUGCCACGACUGCCUGCGCGAGUUCGUCGAGCGAGAGAUCAGUCAGGUGGAUAACAACCCGCACAGCGACUGCUUUCCCCUCUGCUGCCCGGAGUGCGACGCCGACGCCACACACCGUCAGCUGCCCGACGACCUCCUCGCUGCGGUGCUGCGCCGGCCUGCUCUCGAGCGGCUCAAGGCCAUGCGAGACCUCGAGCUGCGCACACGCUUCUGGUGCCCGGCGCCGCGGUGCAGCGCACUCGUCGUGCUCUACAAGGCCGAGGAUGGGCAAGAUCACCAGUGCCCCAGCUGUCACGCUCAGCUGUGCGCCAUGUGCCGGGAGAUUGCACAUCCGGACGUCAAGUGCCAGGCCAAGACGUGCGUCGAGUGCCUCGACGCCGCACACGAGGGCCUCAGCUGCGACCAGUUCCGCGACGUGCCGCUGAACGAGCGCAACGAGAUGGACCUUGCGCUGUGGCGCCUCAUCGCGGCGCACAAGUGGGCACGCUGCCGCUCCUGCCGCGCCGUCGUGGAGCGCGUGUCGGGCUGCGACACCAUGGACUGCAUCUGCGGCAAGAGCUUCUGCUACAGCUGCGGCGGCGACGGCAAGGUGCCAUGUGUCGAGCCGUGCCCGCACGCGGGCAAGACGUAGCCGCAAGCUCCUCUCUCAGCGCCAUGCGUCGUGGCUGAUACUCGUUACAUUGAAGCGUCGUCUGCCUAGUCGUCCUCAUCAUCCUCCUCCGAGCUCUCCUCCUGUAGCGUUCUGUCAGAUCGCGAACCACACUGCC
This is a messenger RNA of Tilletiopsis washingtonensis, 1049 nucleotides long. RefSeq lists its product as hypothetical. Lineage: Eukaryota; Fungi; Basidiomycota; Exobasidiomycetes; Entylomatales. The transcript is spliced from 3 exons. Bases 14 to 913 code for a protein of 299 amino acids. The record is from RefSeq and is a predicted model, not a curated record. Gene Ontology annotation, cellular component: cytoplasm; ubiquitin ligase complex. Gene Ontology annotation, biological process: positive regulation of proteasomal ubiquitin-dependent protein catabolic process; ubiquitin-dependent protein catabolic process; protein polyubiquitination. Gene Ontology annotation, molecular function: ubiquitin protein ligase activity; ubiquitin conjugating enzyme binding; zinc ion binding.